AUGGGGGGCCGCGUGGAUGACAUGAAGAAGGCAGGGCUCAUGAAGUACGCUGCCAGUCUUGGAGCCCCCACCAGGAAGCCGGCGGCGCCGACGCAGCGGCGCGCAGUCAAAGACGUGCGCGAGGAUGGCAAGCUGCGGGAGGCCGCUCAGCGGCAGCCUUCCCCGGCGCGCGCGGGCGAGCCAGGCGCUGCCAGCUCCGACCGGGCGGCGCCGUCAGUUUCACACGGGCCCGCGUCGGUGCAGGCCCCGGCGCGCGCGGGCGAGCCAGGCGCUGCCAACUCCAGCCUGGCCGCUCCGUCCGUUUCACGCGGGCCCGCGUCGGCGGGGGCGCCAGGUGCGCGCGCGGGCGGGCCCGGCUCUUCCAGUUUGAACCAAGCACAGGUAGCGCCGUCCGCUCCCGCCACGGCUGCACGGAAACCGGUCGCGGGGGCGGCCGAUGUCACCUCCAGCGACGCGUGGGAAAUGAACCAGAAAGAGUUGCAUGCACUGGCGACCUCGUUGGGGGCCGGGACUCGGGAGAACAGGAAGAGCUCGGGGGCGCUCCGGGCGGCGCGCUGUCGCGCCCUCCCGCAGGCCCCGCAGCGACAGCACUCCCGGGCGGGCGCGAGUGAGCCAGGCGCUGCCAGCUCCGACCUGGCGGCGCCAGCAGCUUCGCGUGAGCCCGCGUCGGGGCCUCGCACUGCCAGCUCGAGCCAGGCGCCUCGCGCGAAUCGGAGGCUGGCGAUGCCGAAGAGCGCCAGGGCAGAGCGUGCUGGUGUCCUCGGCAGGGAGGGCAGCUGGAAGCGGGCGGCGGAAGAGUCUGCCAGGCUCUGCCAGCAGGACGGCCCCAGUCACUUACCGCCGUGUUACGCGGGGCUGUACCAGGAACCCCAGCGGAGGCUGACCUCGCAAAUGUGCGGGCGCCUGGAAAACGCGCAGUGGGCAACGUGCGUGGUGCGCUGGCGCGCGCGGUAUGAUUUGCCUGCCGAGUACGAGUUCUCGCACGCGCAGCAGGGGCUCAGGGCGCAGCAGGCUCCGUGGUUUGACCCAGGCGCGAGCGUCAUCACGAGGGCGUCGGUGGAGGAAGCGCAGUGCUACCUGGCGGCAAACUACCCUUCAGGGGGGUGCGAGAGCAUCGCCCGCAGACUGCACGACCCAGAGAGAAGGAGGACCAUCACGAUUUGCGGUGGUUGCCACAUGCACGUCGGCGAAGAUAACGUUCUCCCGCCCCCCGCCGGCGAGAUGCGCACGCGCGACUUCGUGGCGGGCCCGGAAAUGGUAUUGGCAUUGGCGCAUCCGCUCGUGCAGGUGCACACCACCCCUCGCACGGGUCAGUUGGCGCACGUCGGCCACAUCUGCAACUUUCGCCAAAAGGUCAGCAAGUUCCUCAAGAGUCUGCCGGUCAUGCCUGCGGACAUGCCUGUGGUGCACGUUCGCCCCCGCGCGCUAGGCUUUGCCGGCGCCAAGGGAAAGUCGGCGGGCCGGGCCUUAUUCAGAGUCGACAUCUCCAAACUCAAGGCUGCCUUUUUAUGGUCGAAGGCGAACAGCCCAUAUCAUGCGAAAGUUGAAUGGCGGGGCGACGCCGCCGACGCGUGGGCCGGCGACGACGUGGAGGUGGGCACGACGCGCGAGGCCGACAGCGACGCCUCCCAUGCCCCUCCGGUCACUCCGACAUGUUUCGCCAGGUGGAUGGAGCACGGCCGGACUGAAGCCGUCGCCGGUGACUUCGGGCAUGUGAUCGGGAACCGACUGCGGGAAGUCAUCUCGGACGGGGAUUGCGAUGACGAGGGCCCAGGUCCCGCCGGCGCCGCAGGCUCUCGCACGUGGGCGGAGGUCCGGCGCCUCGUUGCAGAUGUGUUCGGGAAAAACGUUUUUCGCAUGGCCACCACGCUUCCGCGGGAUAUCCCUGCAGUGGCCUUGGCCGCGCGGGGCGUCCUAGACCUGGGUUUACCUCGGGGCGGGGGCGCCACAGACACGCUUCGGGCACUCCGGUCCCUCGACACAGACGAGCGCCCGGUGGACCUCCACGUGUUCCGCGCCGAGCUGGACGCCGCCAUGAAGGAGGAGCACGACGAGGACCCGCAAGUCGUUCACGCUGGCACGACCGCGUCUGCCGAGGUGGGCGACGAUGUGGGGCCGCGGCAGGGGGUGCUCGACUCGCUGGCCCACGUGGCGCAGGAGGUCAUCGGGCGGCCAGUCGAUGAGCCAGGCUCUGCCAGCCCGCGCCCGGACGAGGCGCCUGAGGUGGGCGCGGCGACGGCGGGGGGCCCAUCGAACGACGCGCCGCGACAAGGACCCGCCGACGAGCCCACCGCGGCGCCAGGCUCUGCCAGCGCGUGCCCCGACGAGGACCCGCCGGCCCACGGUCGGCCGGUCAAGUACCCGCGAGUGGACCCUCCGGAGGUGGAGGACCAGCCCGGGCAGGCCAUACGGGAGGACACGCCUGGGUACAUUGCGAAAGCGUUCCCGAAAUUGCUUCCAUAUGGGGCCGGCGACUAUCGCGGCGCCAGGCCCUGCCAGCGCCGAACGCUUCGCUUCGAGGAGUGGGGUCGGCAUGUGAUGUUGUGGCACGACGGCCGGCUCAUGCGCCACACCCGCUUUCGGCACUGGCUCCUGGACACCAUGCUCCGGGCCAUGGUCCCAGGCGCCCAGCGGACCUUCCGCGCGCGCAAGGCGUGCGAGGAGUGCUCGGUCAUGGACAAGACCAAGCGGCGCGAGCUGGUGCAGCAGAUGUCCACUGUGACGAAUCUGAUACCGGGACCCAUCGGCGAGAGGCGGAAGAUGCGUCAGGAGCUCGAGGCGAUGGUCCACCAGAUCGAAGCAGAGACGGCUGACCUCGGAAUGAACGGGGGCGCCGGCAGGAUCCCGUCUGGCUUUCGCACACUCACGCGCAGCGUGUACAAAUGGGCACAAUUGCACGCGACGUUGCUCAAGGCGUGCCCGUCCAGCGACGCUGCGGUGGCGCGGCAUUGCGCGGUGAAGCUGGAGAUGGCCACCGCCUUGACCGACGCCUUGCUGACCGACGAUGCGCCUGGGCGCGCCGACGCGCAGCAGAAAGUCGAGGCGGAGCUGGCCCCCCGCACGGGGGUCGACAUCUCCGUGGACGACAUCCCUGACUUGAGCCACUUCGGCCAGGGCGGCAUCAACCAUGCCCACAUGGCCUUCUGGGUGAUCGGUGCUCCUCGCAUCGACAUGGUCGAGGCGCCCAGAGAACCAGCCCCGGGCUCUGCCGGGGUGGAGAUCGAAGCGCCUCUGUCUGGCCAACAUGCGGUGCCGCAGGCGCAGGCGGCGGAUCGCUCUGCCAGCCCAGACUUGGCAGGCGAAGUCGGGGUGCGCCAGGGGAUCGGGCCCGCGCGCGAGAAGCAGGUGCGAUCUCCGGAGAGUAUAUCGCAUGAGGCCCACGCCCGCUGUCUGUUGGGCAGUCUGGACUCCGGCGGCGCCGACAGCGAUCGUUGUUGGGCCGACUUGGUCGACGUGCUGGAAGGGUGUUCCAGGACACCGCGCGAAGUCUUGGAGGCGGAGUUCCUUGAGCCAGGCUCUGCCAGCUUGGAGGCACGCCAAGCGAGGGCCAGACUUCGUUUCGUCGCGGCUCUUGCAGAAUGGGUGAACAUGCACGACCUGCACAAACCCUGCGCCGUGGGCCCACCUGCAAAAGACCAGCCGCGCGCGCACGUGGACGACGAACGCUCCAACAUGGAGCGAGUCUCUUGUAAGAAGUUGUCCCCACGAAAGACCGCGACCCCUGGCGAGGAGGAGGUCGCGGAGGGCCAGGGCCGGCGUGACUUGCACAGGCUGUGGCUGGCCCGGAACUGCAACUUCCUGAACAAUUUCGCCCGGGCUGUCAUGCUGGCGACGCUGUCGAACAUGGACUUCCGAGCCACUCUCACCAAAGACGCGGUCAUCGAGUACAUGACGAAGUAUACAUGA
This is a messenger RNA of Prorocentrum cordatum, 3906 nucleotides long. NCBI's taxonomy places the organism in Eukaryota, Dinophyceae, Prorocentrales, Prorocentraceae. The record is from the annotation of a GenBank genome assembly.